Messenger RNA from Dunckerocampus dactyliophorus (ringed pipefish), 1273 nucleotides. It is a transcript of the gene rprma, whose product is annotated as reprimo, TP53 dependent G2 arrest mediator candidate a. The record is from RefSeq and is a predicted model, not a curated record. NCBI's taxonomy places the organism in Eukaryota, Metazoa, Chordata, Actinopteri, Syngnathiformes, Syngnathidae. The transcript has a single exon. Bases 188 to 496 code for a protein of 102 amino acids.
GUAGGUUUCUCCCUCCGUGCUCCACUGUGCUCCCAAACUGCGAGGAGAACAGAACGAGAUGCGAAGCCGGAGCAGAAGACCUUCUGGGUGAACUUCUUCAACUCUUUGCCUCAUCCUCCUCAUCCUCACUUGAUGAAUCUGCGCGCUUGGGACGUUCAAAUUAAAAAUUAAAGAAAAAAAAGUGGACAUGAACACCACCGGGCUCAACCACACGGACGGGACCUUGUUCAACAGGACGGAGGGGAUGUUGUGCUGCAACUUGUCGUCGGUGGUGACCGAUGAAGGCUUCGUGGCUGCAUCUCCGGAUGAGAGGAGCCUCUUCAUCAUGAGGGUGGUCCAGAUCGCCGUCAUGUGCGUGCUGUCCCUCACCGUGGUGUUCGGCAUCUUCUUCUUGGGAUGCAAUCUCCUCAUCAAGUCUGAGGGCAUGAUCAACUUCUUGGUGACCGACAGGAGACCGUCCAAAGAGGCAGAGGCGGUGAUUGUUGGCGCCUACUGAGCUGACACACUACAGGAUCACUGGAUGUCAAUGAGAUUAACCCAGGAUGGAGACAACAGGUUCACUCCUAGGACUUUUUUCUUUUUCAAAAUGCCAACAGACUCCCUAAAGAGGCCUGUUUGUUUCCACAGUAUUGAUUCACAGCUGUAAUGUCACUUGUUCUUGUGGUCAUCAUUUGGUACGCCGGUGGCAAAGCUGUUACGGCGUAUAAAUAUGUACUGUAUGUGUUUUUGCAUACAAUGUACACACAUCUAUGUUGGGCAGUAGAAGGCCAACACGGUUUGCACAAUUGGAAUAAAUCAUGUAAUUAAAGAUUCCCCUCUUAUUGUGUAAUUUUGUACAUCGAAUCAGCAUGCCUGCUCAUUCAGCUUUUAGGAAAAGAAAGUUCCCCCCUUAAAGCCAUUUUUAUUUGGUAUAUCUGCUUGCAUAGUUCAUUUUGUGCAGGACAUUAUAGGAUCGGUUUACUCUGCAUUCAGAAAGGUGGGGGUUUUUUGUCACUUAAAAGUUGUCGAUGAAAAUACAUUCUUCCGUGUACGAUACUUCAUAUUAUCUUCCUUUGUUUUCAUUUCAUUAGGUUUAACAGAAAUAAGAGUAUUUUGCAGAAAUAUAGCUACAAAUAUCAUACACGUUCCGAAUGACAAGGGUCUAAUGAAAAGCAUGUAUCUCUGAAAUGUGUGAGGUUAUUUUUUUGUAUUCAUUUGUUUAUUUGUUGAUUUCUAUUUCUUUUUUUACAGAACAAAAAUGUAAUUUUCUUUGUAUGUUGGAUUUAAAGAAUAA